CGCGCGAGCGAGCACGCCAGGCAGCACGAGCGGACGACAGAGAAGGGCCAGAGGUCACCGGAAGCCCAGGGCAUGCCGGGCUAGACCCGCGGCUGUGCCCGCCCCUCUCGAGCGGAAAAUUUCCGCUUUAAGUAGGGAGCAAAGCUGCAGUUGUAGCUGGUUCUUUUCCCUGUUACGUCAAUUCUAAAGUGCUUGAUCUAUUGACACUAAGCAAGAUGAAUGUCUCAGAAGCAAGAACUGACCUCAAACACCUAAAGGUCCCUGGGGAUUUCCAAGGUCAUUUCCUUGCUGGAACACUUUUCCUUAUCAUAGCUCUUUGGUGGAGUACAAAGAGCAUUCUGAAGCAUGUUUGUAAACAGCAAAAGAGGUCUUCCUCCCUUAUUACCAAAGAAUUCUUCUUUCGAGCAGAACUUUUGGAGGGAAUUGUGAUUAUUGGCAUGGCAUCAGUAGGAAUAAUUGGUCUAUACAUCGCACUUUCAAAGAUACAUCAGUUCUCAGAUAAAGAAUCCAGGUUGACCCUAAUCCUGCACUGGCAUCAUCUUGCCAUGUAUGUCUUCUUUGCAAUACUAGGUGGGACCAAGAUCUUAUGUUCCAUCUUUAGUUCACUUCCAGUCUCUUUGGUCAAGUUAACGUUAUCAAGUGCCUUAUUUGUGGAAGCUUUCAUUUUCCACAAUCACACACAUGGCCGGUCAUUGGUGGACAUCUUUGGGCACCAACUGUUGAGCUUUGCUGUAUUUUUGGCAGGUCUGGUUGCCUUCAUAGAAUUCCUCACAAAGAACAAUGUAGUUCUGGAGCUCCUGAGGUCAAGCCUCACCAUGCUACAGGGGAUGUGGUUCUAUCAGAUUUCUUUUGUCCUGUAUCCCAAAAAUAGAAACUAUGCAUGGGACCUGUCUGAUCAUAGCAACGUUAUGUUUCUCACCAUAUGCUUUUGCUUGUAUUAUGCAUUGACCUAUGCCAUCAUUGGAAUUAAUUAUGCUCUUGUUACCUGGUUGGUUAAGUGGAGACUUAGCAAGCUCUGCACCUCAGAAACUCAACUUCUGAAAAAUCAUGAACAGCAAGAAGAAUCAGAAGAUGAAAUAUGAUUUUUUUGACUGGCAUCUAGUCUCUCUAAAUUAACCUUCUUAUUUUUUGCAUUGUCUUUGCUCAUGGUUUUGUUUAGUGAAUGGUAUGGAAAGAAGCCAUGACCACAAGCCUGUAAUUUUGCAAGUUCAGAGCCAAAUUACCAUGGGCCAUCUUUUGUCAAUUUAUAGCAAAUUAUUACCCAACUCUGUAUGUGACCUAACAUCUCUGUGAUUAUAAGUAAAUCCUUAGGAAUGUAAAGACAGAACCUUAGUCUAUACCCAGUAGAAAUCUAUGAAUAUAGAUAAGAGAGCAUCAGAGGACUGGACUUGAGGUUCCCCCCUUUUCUGUAACCUGCCUACCUGAUGUUUCUACUAACGUCUUUGAAAAGUGUUUUGAACAUCGUUUUCUUUGUUCUGUUAUUAUAAAAGUUUAUGAAAUUGUUACCAUGUUGGAACAUGGAAUUUGGGGUAACUCACAUCUGUGUUCCUGGGCUAUGGUCACUCACAUCUGACUCUAGAUGAAAUUAUUUUUUAAUCCCCUUGGAGAUGACAAUAGUUUCUAGUGUUGACAGAUUCUUAACUUUUUUCUGAAGAAUACCUGGCUGAGGAUGACUCUGUAGUGGUGUUCCAAUUUUGUUGAGGCAUUUGCAUUUACAUGUUUUAUUCUUAGCUUGUAACAUCAUGUGAGAUAAGUUCAUUUUAUAUAUCAUGUAGAGUGAUUAUUCUGAUGUUAUAGGCCCACACUAUGACAAAUAUUUGUUUAAUUUAUCUGAUACAUAUGUAUAUGGUUUGUGAUAUUGAUGCUACUGAAAUCUACCUAAUAUUAGAUUAUAUUUAUCCUGUUGCUGCAAUGAGAAAUAAGUGAAUGCGUGCUCCACGGUGCAGAAGUCUGAAGAGGAAAUUGCAGAAAUUCCGUUCUGUGCCCAAUUGCUUCAGUUCUCUGAGAGGAAGAAGAUGACCAGAAGUUAUCCUGAACUUUCCAAAGGGUAAAAGGGAUGUUCUCAGGGUACACAGUUACAAAGCCAUGAGACUGGGAAAGGAGAAUUGUGGUAGUACCUGUGAGAAGAGAAUGCUACCAUCACAUUGUAAGCCACCAAAGUCAUCCUGUUAAAGCAGGUGAAGGAGUAACACAGGAAAACCCUAUCCUGUAACACUAGACUCUCAGUACCUCAAGAUUCUAUGUCUUUGCAAGUUGGAGUUGUAAUGUAAUAAGUAAACUUUCACCUACAGUAACUUGAAGCCAGCAUUCUAUGUCUAGUCCUGGGUAGACAUGUGAGAAUAAGUGGCACGAAUCAGAUUUAAAAUAUAUUUGAAAACUGUUAAGUGCAAAUACUCUGCAGUCUUCAUGAAAGAGCAGAAAUGUCUACGUGUUUAGUGUGGUAGAAGGCAAGCCCCUGAGAAAAACAGCUGCCAUCUUCUUCAAAUCAGCUGGACCUGUUGACUAUUGAAGAUCCCUCAGAGGUGGACUGUGGAGGGAAACUUUGAUCAAUAGAAUUCUUUUAUGGUUGAUAAUUUUGCUUUUUGAAAAAACUGUAUUAUAACAAGUUUUCUGAAAUAAUGCCAAGUACUUUAUAGCAUAAAUGUUGAAUAUUUUAAAUUCUAAAACAUUGGCUGAGGAAAUUUGGCUUUAGGCUACGCUUCUCAACAUGCACACACCAAUGGAAUCUUUUAACAUUUAUUGGGUGUGUCAGUGUGAAGCAUGCUAAAAGUGUGAUGGUGAACAUUAUGAUAAUUUACUGUGUUGAAAAGACUUGUAAAAACAAAAUUGUUUUUAGCCUGUAAGCCAUGAGGAAGUUGCUCUUAUCUUGAAUGUAUCAUGUCAGCUAACUUGCCCAAGAUGGAUGACUUCUUGCUGCAGUUGGGCUAUUCUUAAAAACCGCUGAUUGCGCCGGGCGGUGGUGGCGCACGCCUUUAAUCCCAGCACUCGGGAGGCAGAGCCAGGCGGAUCUCUGUGAGUUCGAGGCCAGUCUGGGCUACCAAGUGAGUUCCAGGAGAGGCGCAAAGCUACACAGAGAAACCCUGUCUCGAAAAACCAAAAAAAAAAAAAAAAAA
Molecule: messenger RNA, 3113 nt
Organism: Peromyscus californicus insignis
Lineage: Eukaryota; Metazoa; Chordata; Mammalia; Rodentia; Cricetidae
Product: transmembrane protein 45A-like
Exons: 7
Coding region: 216-1082 (288 amino acids)
Source: RefSeq, a predicted model, not a curated record